Molecule: messenger RNA, 409 nt
Organism: Orbicella faveolata
Lineage: Eukaryota; Metazoa; Cnidaria; Anthozoa; Scleractinia; Merulinidae
Product: large ribosomal subunit protein uL30m-like
Biological process (GO): translation
Cellular component (GO): large ribosomal subunit; mitochondrion
Molecular function (GO): structural constituent of ribosome
Source: RefSeq, a predicted model, not a curated record
GCUUACCACAAAGCGCCUUUCCAACAUGGCCUCGAAGGCGAAGACAGUUGUGCAGAAGCUUCACGCCGUAACUCAGGUCAAAAGUUGUAUCGGCCGGCCUUGGUGGGAAAAGAGAACAAUUAAGGCUCUAGGAUUUAGUAGAUUGCACCAAACUAUAAUUCACAAGAACAUACCGACAGUAAAUGGCGCCUUACGAUCUGUAAAACAUCUCCUGGAGAUCAAACCUGUGGAAAUUGUUGAAGAAGAUCCAACCAAGGGGCAAAGAAAUGGACAAGAGGGGUUGUUUCUCAGACAAAACGGACACUUCCAUCUGGACAAGUUCAAGGAAUUUCUUGAAAAUAACCCCGAUAUGAAAGAAAUGAUCCACAAGAGAAGGAAACAGGCCAUUUGGGAAAGGCGAAGGAAAUGA